Messenger RNA from Mesocricetus auratus (golden hamster), 4645 nucleotides. RefSeq names its product leucine rich repeats and immunoglobulin like domains 1 (gene Lrig1). The transcript has 19 exons. Bases 122 to 3391 code for a protein of 1089 amino acids. NCBI's taxonomy places the organism in Eukaryota, Metazoa, Chordata, Mammalia, Rodentia, Cricetidae. Gene Ontology annotation, molecular function: protein binding. The record is from RefSeq and is a predicted model, not a curated record.
GCCGGGUGUCCAUGCCCCGGUGCGGAGCCUAGCGCCGAGCGCAGCCCGCGCCCGCUCGCUUCCCAGCCCGCCCGCACCUCGCAGCGCUCGCGCCCCGGCUUCGCGGUGCGCUCCAGACAAGAUGGCGCGGCCGGGUCCGGGAGUGCUCGGGGCCCCGCGCCUCGCGCCUCGCCUUUUGCUCUGGCUGCUGCUGCUGCUACUGCAAUGGUCGGAGUCGGCGGGUGCCCAGGCCGGCUCGCGGGAGCCUUGCGCGGCCGCCUGCACUUGCGCCGGGGACUCGGUGGACUGCAGUGGGCGCGGGCUGGCGACGCUGCCCCGGGACUUGCCCUCCUGGACGCGGAGCCUAAACCUGAGCUAUAACAAACUCUCGGAAAUUGACUCUGAUGGUUUUGAGGACUUGACGAAUCUGCAGGAAGUGUACCUCAAUAACAAUGAGCUGACAGCCAUACCAUCCUUGGGCGCGGCCUCCACGCACGUCGUCUCUCUCUUUCUGCAGCACAACAGAAUCCUCAGUGUGGAUGGACACCAGCUGAAAUCGUACCUGUCCUUGGAAGUGCUGGAUCUGAGUUUGAACAACAUCACGGAAAUCCGGAGCUCGUGUUUCCCGAAUGGCCUUCGUGUAAGGGAGCUCAACUUGGCGAGCAACCGCAUCAGCAGCCUGGAGUCUGGAGCAUUUGAUGGUCUGUCACGGUCGCUGCUGACUCUUCGUCUGAGCAAAAACAGGAUCACCCAGCUUCCUGUGAAAGCAUUCAAGCUACCCAGGCUGACACAACUGGACCUGAAUCGGAAUCGGAUUCGGCUGAUUGAGGGUCUCACAUUCCAGGGGCUCGAUAGCUUGGAGGUGCUGAAGCUUCAACGAAACAACAUCAGCAAGCUGACAGAUGGCGCCUUCUGGGGGCUGUCUAAGAUGCAUGUGCUGCACCUGGAGUACAACAGCCUGGUGGAAGUGAACAGCGGCUCCCUCUAUGGCCUCACAGGCCUGCACCAGCUGCACCUCAGCAACAACUCCAUCUCUCGAAUUCAGCGCGAUGGUUGGAGCUUCUGUCAGAAGCUGCACGAACUGAUUCUGUCUUUCAACAACCUCACACGGCUAGAUGAGGAGAGCCUGGCUGAGUUGAGCAACCUCAGUAUCCUGCGCCUUAGCCACAAUGCCAUCAGCCACAUCGCCGAAGGCGCCUUCAAGGGACUCAAGAAUCUGCGGGUCUUGGACCUGGACCAUAAUGAGAUCUCAGGGACAAUUGAAGAUACCAGUGGUGCAUUCAUGGGGCUCGACAACCUCAGCAAACUAACUCUGUUUGGAAACAAGAUCAAAUCUGUGGCUAAGAGAGCAUUCUCAGGGCUGGAAGGCCUGGAACACCUGAACCUUGGAGAGAAUGCAAUCAGGUCUGUCCAGUUUGAUGCCUUUGCAAAGAUGAAGAAUCUUAAAGAGCUCCACAUCAGCAGUGAGAGCUUCCUGUGUGACUGCCAACUCAAGUGGCUGCCCCCAUGGCUAAUGGACAGGAUGCUACAGACCUUUGUGACAGCCACCUGUGCCCACCCAGAGUCACUGAAGGGCCAGAGCAUUUUCUCAGUGCUGCCAGACAGCUUUGUGUGUGAUGACUUUCCAAAGCCCCAGAUCAUCACCCAGCCUGAGACGACCAUGGCGGUGGUGGGCAAGGACAUCCGUUUUACAUGCUCAGCAGCCAGCAGCAGCAGCUCCCCGAUGACCUUUGCGUGGAAGAAGGACAACGAGGUCCUGGCCAAUGCAGACAUGGAGAACUUUGCACACGUGCGAGCACAGGACGGCGAAGUGAUGGAGUACACCACUAUCCUGCACCUCCGUCAUGUGACAUUUGGACACGAAGGCCGCUACCAGUGUGUCAUCACCAACCACUUUGGCUCCACGUACUCGCACAAGGCCAGGCUUACUGUGAACGUAUUGCCAUCAUUCACCAAAAUUCCCUACGACAUUGCUAUCCGGACUGGCACCACAGCCCGCCUCGAGUGUGCUGCCACGGGCCACCCUAACCCCCAGAUUGCAUGGCAAAAGGAUGGAGGCACUGAUUUCCCUGCAGCUCGUGAGCGACGCAUGCAUGUCAUGCCCGAUGAUGAUGUGUUCUUCAUCACCGAUGUGAAAAUAGACGACAUGGGUGUCUAUAGCUGUACCGCCCAGAACUCAGCUGGCUCUGUUUCAGCAAAUGCUACCCUGACUGUCCUAGAAACUCCGUCCCUGGCAGUGCCUUUGGAAGACCGUGUGGUAACUGUGGGAGAAACAGUGGCCCUCCAGUGCAAAGCAAUGGGGAGUCCCACACCACGCAUCACCUGGCUGAAGGGAGGUCGCCCACUGAGCCUCACCGAGCGGCACCAUUUUACUCCAGGCAACCAGCUGCUGGUUGUUCAGAAUGUGGUAGCAGAGGAUGCCGGCCGGUAUACCUGUGAGAUGUCUAAUCCCCUGGGCACUGAGCGAGCACAUAGCCAACUGAGCAUUCUGCCCACCCCCGGCUGCCGGAAGGAUGGGACCACCAUAGGCAUCUUCACCAUUGCUGUGGUUUGCAGCAUCGUGCUUACCUCGCUGGUGUGGGUGUGCAUCAUCUACCAGACCAGGAAGAAGACUGAGGAGUACAGCGUCACCAACACAGAUGAAACCAUCGUGCCUCCAGAUGUUCCAAGCUACCUCUCCUCUCAGGGAACCCUUUCUGACAGGCAGGAAACUGUGGUCAGGACUGAAGGUGGGCACCAAGCCAGUGGGCACAUUGAAAGCAAUGGUGUGUGCCUGAGAGACUCGAGCCUCUUCCCAGAGGUCGACAUGCAUAGCAUUACAUGCCGGCAGCCCAAGCUGUGUGUUGGAUAUACCAGAGAGCCGUGGAAAGUGAUGGAGAAAGCCGACAGGACCACUGCUCCAUAUACAACAGCACACGGUGGCUCUGCUGUAUGCGGUGACUGCAAUACUGACAUGGACAGUCAGCCUAAGGAACAAGCGUCGAGUGGACAGCCAGAGACACCAAGCAGCCAAGAGCUCAGGCAGCAUAACCAAGACUAUUCUCCAAACCAUCCUUACACUGGGACUGCUGAUGGGAUUCACACCCACUCUGGGGGAUCCCUCUAUCCAAGUAACCAUGACAGAAUACUGCUGUCUUUGAAGAACAAGGCAGCAUCCCCAGAUGGGAAAGAUUCCUCUUGGACUUUAGCCAAGUUACAUGAACCGGACUCCAUAGACCUACAGCCUUCUCCUACGUUAACUUCAGGCAGCCCAGAGCUCCCAGAAGACGCCAUACCUACUGAAGCCCAGCACUUGCUUGUUUCCAAUGGCCACCUCCCCCAGGACUGUGACUCUAGUCCUGAGUCUAUGCCACUGACAGGACAGCUCACUGGGAAACGGAGGGGACCAUUGCUAUUGGCACCGAAAAGCUAGGCUUCAUCUACCUCAUCUCUGUUAAAGCGGUUGCUACAGGAAAGAGGUAGGAGAAGCUGAGGGAAGUUUGUGUCCAGAUGUCACUCUGGACAGUUGUAACUUCUAUGUGGAGUAUCGGUUGGCUAAAGGACUUGGCGUCUGGAGCACAGAAAUGCAAGAGACUAUUUGUGUACAAAAGGCAGGAAAAGUAUUUGAUACCAUUGUACAUAAGAGUUUUCAGAGAGUUCAUAUAUAUUAUAUAUCUUUUACAGAGACUAUUUUAAUCCUUAGCGCAUGGGUCCCGCUUUCAGUGAUAUUUUCACACUAUCUAAUUUUGGAGAGGGUCAGGAAUAGUUCUGGUGCCUUACUGCACAGCUGAAAUUCAGGUAAAACCACAUUAGCUGUUGCUGGUGGUUGGAAAGAAGGGCAUUUUGGCCAUGUGCUCACUUAGAGUCAAGUGCAUUGGCCAGACCUCUGCAGCUGUAGUUCUGGUGGCCUCAUUGUGGAGCCGGGCGCACGUGACACUUGCCUUUCUUCUAGGUUCAGGGUUGUUAAUCUACCAAAAGCUCAGAACAAUUAAGCACUGCCUUUUGUCUGUCUGUGUAACUCACUUGGUACAAGCAAAUGUCUCAUCUGUCUCUUUAAUGGUUCCUUGAAGCUUGUUAAGGCAGAGGCUGCCAGUGUCGGUACACCUGUGGAUUUUCCAAUAGUGCAGUUUAGUUCUGCCAACACAGCAGUGCAGUGGGGCAGAAGUCCAUAUCUAGGGCCAGCUGAUUUCUCUAGAGCAGGCCUGUCCUCAUGUCCCCUUGCAUAGUGAAACUGGGCUUGGACUGUACAAGAUAGAGUCCCAGGCCUGGGUAGGUUUGCACUUUGGGGCCCUGUUGCUAACCAUCUUGUGUGUGCCAAUGCAUAAUUCAGUAAAAAAAAAAUACAUGGAAACAAACUAGGUCCUUAAAAUCCCUGAAAGCUAAGGGGGAGUAUUGACACAGUGAUGGCCUGAGUCCCAGUAUACUGUCAUGUCACAGGUCAUCACUGCCCCAGGACAAAGCACAUUCAGAAGUUUAUUCUCCACAGUUGGCUGAUAAAUGUUACUUCCACAAAAUAUGUGAAUUUGCUGCUUCUGAGAGGCAAUGUGAAAGAGGAAGUAUUACUUUUUAUGUACAGAGUUAUUUAUUUAUAGAAAUUUUGGUACAGUGUACAUUGAAAACAUGUAAGAUAUUGAAGUGUCUAACAAAUGGCAUUAAAGUGUCUUUAAUAAAGGUUCAUUUAUAGAUA